UUGUUUGCUAUCAUAUUUAAAAUCUGCACGCUCUGCCUUUCUUGUGCAAGUUUAGCUAACUUAAUGUCGGAGCUAGCUUCACGUUAGCAAAGGGAGCGACCCGGUUUAAAUCACUUGUCCUAAGUUGCACAUCUGUUUUAUAACUUUGCUACAUAAUUCCCAGCAGGCACUUUGUAUCUGGAAAUGGCCCAGUCAACCCUCGACACGAUGCCCGGAGCCUCGACGGGGACCGUGGUUGUCACGGAGCCUCUGAACUUCUGGGGUGGAAAACGAGUGAAACCCAGGGAGGAGAAAAACGCUGAGCCCGUGUUUGAGCCUGCAACUGGCCGGGUCCUGUGUCAGAUGGUGCCCUGUGGGGCUGAGGAGGUGGACGAAGCCAUACAGAGUGCCUACGCCGCCUACCAGAAGUGGAGCAAGAUGGCAGGCAUGGAGAGGGCUCGGGUGAUGUUAGAGGCUGCUCGCAUUAUCAGGGAAAGGAGGGAAAAAAUUGCAAAGCUGGAAGUGAUCAACAAUGGGAAAUCCAUCACUGAGGCUCUGGUGGAUAUUGACAUUGCCUGGCAGAGCAUUGAGUACUAUGCCGGCCUGGCUGGUACACUUGCGGGCCAGCACAUCCAGCUCCCUGGGGGAGCAUUUGCUUACACUAGACGGGAGCCACUCGGUGUGUGUGUGGGAAUCGGUGCAUGGAACUACCCUUUCCAGAUUGCAUCAUGGAAGUCUGCUCCUGCUCUAGCAUGUGGUAAUGCCAUGGUAUUUAAACCCUCUCCAAUGGCUCCGCUGACUGCCGUCAUCCUGGCUGAGAUCUACAAAGAGGCUGGGGUACCUGACGGGCUUUUCUGUGUGGUCCAAGGUGGAGCAGAGACCGGCAGCUUGCUCUGCCAUCAUCCAAAAGUUGCUAAAGUCUCUUUCACGGGGAGUGUUCCUACAGGCAAAAAGGUCAUGGAAAUGUCUGCAAAGAGUGUGAAGCAGGUGACUCUGGAGCUUGGAGGGAAAUCUCCUCUCAUCAUCUUCAAAGACUGCGAACUGGAGAAUGCAGUGAAGGGGGCACUAAUGGCGAACUUCCUGACACAGGGACAGGUGUGCUGCAAUGGGACCAGAGUGUUUGUGCAGCGGGAGAUCAUGCCACAGUUCCUAGAGGAGGUAGUCAAGAGGACCAAGGCCAUCCCUGUUGGUGACCCCUUGCUCGAGAGCACCAGGAUGGGAGCUCUGAUCAGCAAACCACAGCUGGAGAAAGUGCUGGGAUUUGUCAGUCAGGCCAAGAAAGAGGGAGCCAGAGUGCUUUGUGGAGGAGAUCCCUUUGUCCCCAGUGACCCCAAACUGAAAGGGGGGUAUUUCAUGUCGCCAUGCGUACUCGAUAACUGCAGAGACGACAUGACCUGUGUGAAGGAGGAGAUUUUUGGCCCUGUCAUGUCCGUUUUGCCUUUUGACACAGAGGAAGAAGUGAUCCAGAGAGCCAACAACACCACCUUUGGACUGGCCUCUGGGGUCUUCACCAGGGACAUUUCUCGAGCCCAUCGCGUGGCUGAGAACCUGGAGGCAGGGACCUGCUUUAUCAACAAUUACAACAUCAGCCCUGUAGAGGUGCCAUUUGGAGGAUACAAGAUGUCGGGCUUUGGCAGAGAGAACGGCCAGGUGACCAUCGAGUACUACUCCCAGCUGAAGACUGUAGUGGUGGAAAUGGGUGACGUCGAAAGCCUCUUUUGAAGUUUUACACCGCUGUGCCAGAACUGUGACUAGAGCUCUUCACUUCUCCCUUCUUAGUGUGUUAGGCUGACACAUAAUUAAUGCAGAGUGUGUGGAACAUGAUGUAGACAAGCAUAGAUGCCGAGCACUCUUUUUUCCCCCCCAAGUAUUCAGUACUUUAGUACUUCAUUAUUACAUCAGUAAGUGAAGGAUACCUGGAUUUAAAAGUUGGUCUUUUCUGAGGAAACACACAAGCGUGCAACAUUGGGACCAGCAUUAGAGGAAGACUUCUUUGUACUGUUGUUUGGACAGCUGCUCCUUUGUAUCAAAAUAAAAUUGUAGAAGCAAA
Molecule: messenger RNA, 2029 nt
Organism: Pelmatolapia mariae (spotted tilapia)
Lineage: Eukaryota; Metazoa; Chordata; Actinopteri; Cichliformes; Cichlidae
Gene: aldh9a1a.1
Product: aldehyde dehydrogenase 9 family, member A1a, tandem duplicate 1
Exons: 11
Coding region: 184-1701 (505 amino acids)
Molecular function (GO): aminobutyraldehyde dehydrogenase (NAD+) activity; 4-trimethylammoniobutyraldehyde dehydrogenase (NAD+) activity
Source: RefSeq, a predicted model, not a curated record